AUGGAGCAGCGCGCGUUCCUGCAGUUGGCGGUGCUGGCGUCGCUGGCCACCAUCAGCGCGUUCGUGGCCUUCGGCAUCUUCCGCAAGCGCCAGCACAAGCAGGUCGAGGAUGUGAAGCAGCCGCAGGCGGCCGCCCCCAAGGCGCAGCCCGCCGCCGCGCAGCAGCAGCAGCCCAAGCAGCAGGAGCAGGAGAAGAAGGCGAGCGAGACCCCCGCCCCCAAGCCCGCGCCCGCGGCCAACGUCGGCGAGCAGGAGGCCACGCUGGCCACCAAGAUGUACAAGGCUGGGGACUACGACGGCGCCGUGGAGCUCUACUCCGUGGCCAUCUCCAAGUGCGAGCAGCAGCAGCCGCUGGACGCCCGCAACCUCAAGGUCAUGUACUCGAACCGCGCCGCGGCCUACGAGAAGCUGCAGGACUUUGACCACGUCAUCUCGGACUGCACCGAGGCGCUGAAGCUGGACAAGAGGCACCCCAAGCCCUACCUGCGCCGCGCCAAGGCCCGAGCCAACGCGGGCGACCUGCGCGGGUCGCUCGUGGACUACGUCUGUCUGCUGGUCAUCUCGGAGGAGAAGCAGGAGCAGGUGGACGAGAACCUAGCCCAGGAGAUCAGCCGCAUCCACAGCGACAUCACCGUCAAGGAGAUCGAGGACGCCCAGCAGAACAAGCAGAACCCCAAGCGCUACCUGCCCGACCAGUUCUUCGUCACGUCGUACUACUCCUCGUUCCACCCGAGCGACGACGAGAACGACAUUGUGGCGCAGAAGACCUCGGAGGAGUACACGACGGAGCUGGAGGCCCUCGAGGCCGGAGAUGACACCCGGCAGCAGCGCGGUCUGCUGCUGACCAAGCGCGGACUGGCGCUCAAGAAGGAGAAGGAGUACGACCUGGCCGCCAAGGACCUGGAGGCUGCGUGCCAGCUUGUCAAUCCCGACGAGGAGGCGUACUACACGGCCCAGAUCGAGAACGGAACGUACCACCACCUGCGCGGCGAGUUCGAGCUCGCUCGCAAGUCGUUCGAGGAGGCUCUCGCUGCCAAGCCGCACUCGAUCUUUGCCAAGAUCCGCAUGGGCGGCCUGUGCUUCGACCAAAAGGACCUGAAGAAGGCGCUGGAGUGGUUCGACAAGGCGCUCGCCGAGAAGGCGGAGUGCUCCACGGCGUACUUCCACCGCGGCCAGCUCCACUCGAUCGACGUGUCGCCGGACGGAACGAGCAACGAGUCGUCGAUGGCCGCUGCGCUCAGCGACCUCGAGAGGUGCAUCACCAUUGCGCCCGACUUCGCCAUGGCCUACAUUCAGCUUGGCGUGACCCACGCGCGCAACGGCAACUUCCAGGGCGCCGUGGAGUACCUCACGUCGGCGGCGCGCAUCACGCCGGACGUGCCGGAGAUCUACAACUACCUCGGCGAGACGUACAUGCAGAUGCUGCAGACCCCGGGCAGCGCCGUGGACCUGAAGACCGUGGAGGAGAUGUUCGAGAAGGCGAUCGAGCUGGACCCGUCGUACCCGAUGGCCUACAUCAACCAGGGCAACCUGCUGGUGCAGAAGGGCACGGAGUACGGCCACCAGGCGCUGGCGCUGUUCGAGAAGGCCGUGGAGAUGUGCCCGCGCUCCAAGUUCGCGUACUGCCACCUGGCGCAGGUGUACAUGGCGAUGCAGGAGUACUCGCGCGCCAUCGAGCAGAUCGACAAGGCCGUGGCGUUCGCCUUUAGCAAGGACGAGCUCAACGAGCUGUUCGCCAUCCGCGUGACAGCCGAGACGCACCAGCAGGCCUCGGUGCUGCUCCACUAG
Messenger RNA from Phytophthora sojae, 1788 nucleotides. RefSeq lists its product as hypothetical. The coding region runs from base 1 to 1788 and encodes 595 amino acids. The record is from RefSeq and is a predicted model, not a curated record. The transcript has a single exon. NCBI's taxonomy places the organism in Eukaryota, Oomycota, Peronosporomycetes, Peronosporales, Peronosporaceae. Gene Ontology annotation, molecular function: protein binding.